AGUGAAAGUCCCAUGUGUGAAAAGGCCAGCACUUAGAGUGGCUCCUGUGGCAGUAGCAAACUUCAGUACAGUUUGCUCGUGGGCCAGGGUUCCAGGAGAUAGUGCUGACAUCACAGAGUUCUCAACGGCAACAAUAGCGCGAGCUGCGAGCAACAGCUUCGCCCAGGUCCCCUUCAGGUUUAUGAUAUAGAUUCAGUCAUUUUUUUUCCUUUUGUAGAUGUACCGCUCCAUCUGAAACUCAAGGUUGGUGUCACCUAAGUGGGUUCCCGUAGCAAGGAAUUUGAGAACAUCCUCCUCCUUCAUCUGUAGGACGUCAAGGGCUCCAGACAUUGUGCAUUAGUCAACCAGAGGAUAGCCACAAUAAUCAGUGAUCCAAGAAGCUCUCUCCACCGCCACAGCCUGCAAAAACAAGACAAAAGAUCGGGAAUUUCCUCCUCUUUACAAUGAGAAUAGCUCUAUUCCAAUAAACCAGAAUGAACCUCAUGGAUAUCGCCAAGAUCUUCUCUCUUCUGCAACCAGAAAAAGAGGAGGAGGACGCCGACACAGGCGAAAAGCAGGCUCUCAAUCAAGCUGUAUAUGACAAUGACUCUUGUACCCUGGACCACCUUCUACACCAGGAACGUUAUAAACGGUUCAUCAACAGCAGGAGUGGCUGGGGUAUACCUGGAACACCCUUGCGCUUGGCAGCCUCUUAUGGUCACUUAGAUUGUGUGAAAGUCCUCCUGGAACAUGGUGCUGAUGUUGAUAGCUUGGAUGUCAAAGCACAAACACCACUUUUCACUGCUGUUAGUCACGGUCAUCUGGAGUGUGUGAGAAUACUUUUAGAAGCUGGUGCCUGUCCUAGUGGUAGCAUCUACAACAAUUGCUCUCCUGUUCUCACUGCCUCACGUGAUGGGGCCUUUGCCAUCUUACAGGAGCUCCUAGGGCAUGGUGCAGAGGCUAAUGUCAAGGCGAAACUGCCAGUCUGGGCAUCAAACAUAGCUUCAUGUUCUGGCCCCCUCUAUUUGGCUGCAGUCUAUGGUCAUCUUGAUUGUUUCCGCCUGCUUUUGCUCUAUGGGGCAGAUCCUGAUUACAACUGUAUUGACCAGGCCCUCUUAAGUCGAGUUCCACAGCCUCGCACACUCCUUGAAAUCUGCCUUCAUCAUAAUUGUGAGCCAGAGUACAUACAGCUUUUAAUAGAUUUUGGAGCGAACAUCUACCUCCCAUCUCUACCUUUGGACCCAACAUCUCAAGAUGAUAAAGGCAUCAAGUUGCUGCUACAAGCCCGAGCUACUCCACGGUCACUCCUGUCCCAGGCCCGCUUAGUUAUCCGCAGAUCCCUGUGCCGAGCCAACCAGCCACAAGCCAUCGACCAGUUGGAUAUCCCCCCUGUGUUGAUUAGCUACCUCAAGCAUCAAUAAAUUUUCAACUUUCUCAGGAACCUAAUGCAUGAUACCUCCAAAAAUACACCUGGUAACCCAGAUUGCUUGAGAAUAAUACACCCCAUAACUUUUCUGGCGCAUUAUUCUCCACAAUAAAAUCCUCAGCAAAGUAA
Messenger RNA from Rattus norvegicus (Norway rat), 1534 nucleotides. The record is from RefSeq and is a predicted model, not a curated record. Lineage: Eukaryota; Metazoa; Chordata; Mammalia; Rodentia; Muridae.